GUCGUGUGUUUGUGAUUUGCAAAUGCAGACACGCGCGCAACGUGAAAAAGACAACAUAUCCUAAUAAUCAGUAAUAACGUCCCAACUAGAGGCAACACAUGUCGUGUUUAUAAUGGGGUUUAUUGUCUUUGUUGAGUCGUGACAGACAUGGCGUAUCACUGGUUGAUCUAGAAGGGCCAAAGCGCUUAUUUAUCAUGUUACCAUUCCUGCUGUAAUGAGCGUUCUCACAAACUCUGUAUGCCAUUUUAUCACCUGUCAUUAGCUUUGAAACCUGAUGUUCCGAAUAUGGUAAGAGGCGUUACAUUUCCGUCACACAAUUGCAGUAUUCCACCAAUCACUACGCAGUAGUGAACUGGCCAAUCAUAGCACACCUCGCUUUUCAGAGCGAUGAGCUUUGUAAAAUAUCCUCGCGUUUCAGAGAGGCGGGGCUAAGAGGAGAUACAAACAUGCACGGUAUGUGGAAAAUACAGCGUUUUUUUUUUACCUUAAAUCGUGUAUACACAUUGUAAUACAUCUAAAGCAAACAAUAAUAUUCGUUUUAGCCACGUAAAAUGACCCCUCCUCGGUCCUCCCUUCUUUUCCUUGUUCCCUUCCCUCGCAUCCUGAAGGGGUGGAGCUAAAAUGCGAGGAAAGGAAACGAGGAUGCACAAAUAAGAAUUGAGAUGCAACCAAUGUCUGCGCCACGGAGGCACUACAGUUGUUCUGUAUUAGGAUGUCCCGACCAGCAUAACUGUCUCCAUAGACUCCCGCAAGCUGAGUUACAGAGAACCGCAUGGUUAAAUUUCAUUUAUGAAGGCAAUGUCCCGCCGAGAAUCGGUAAAGUAUUUCACGUUUGCGCCAAUCAUUUCACGCCGGACUGCUUCACGAAUGAGGGCCAGUACAACGCUGGACUUUCAACGAGGUUGCUACUGAAACCGGGAGCAAUACCAACACUUCGUGCCCAGUCCUCAUAUCCUGCAGAAGCAAGUAUCACGCCUCAUAUUGUUGGCCAGCACAUCGAAACAGACCAGCAACCUAAAGGAUGUCGAUUGCCAGACGAAAAAAACUCUGUACCGGACUGUUGGUACACAGUUAUCAAAAAGGACGCUACAUAAUUUUUACAGAAGUAAAGGUGUCCAGACAGAGCCAUGGUUGGACAUUGCCUCUUCAUGUUCAUUACCAUUUAUGUCCUCUACACAUAUUAAGAAGCCAUCAAAGAGACCUCGCAUGGAAUUGGAGGAGGAGGAUGAAGAUAGCCUUGAACACACAACAUCUAUAGUAACACCUAAAGAGUCAGAUGUCACAUUUGAUCCUGCAGAGACAGACACAACUUUAACAGAGCCUACAGACAUAUCUGUUCAAGAAUCCUGUCCAAUUGAAAAGAUCAAGAAAUACAUUGUGUAAGAGACGUGCAUUAUGGAGCUGUUUGAGAUGUGCCCGGUUUGCCGGCGGAGCUCUGAUGUGCGUUCACAAAGGAUCGGAACUUUUCUAAGACUGGAGCAAUUCUGCAACCACUGCCAAUAUACACGUAAAUGGAGCAGCCAGCCAAUUAUAGGCAGUACUCCAGCAGGGAACCUCCAACUGUCUGCUGCAGUGUACCUUAGUGGUGAAUCUUUCUUCAGAUUUGAAAAAAUAUGCACAUCUAUGAAUCUGCAGCUGUUCAAGUACGACACCUUUCGUCGCCAUGCCCGACUGUACAUUGAGCCAGCUGUAGUGUACAAGUGGAAGCAUUGGCAGAACGAAAUACUACAUAAUCUGAGUGAAAAGGAAAAGGUUAUCGUUGGAGGUGACAUGAGGGCUGACUCGCCUGGGCACUCUGCAAAGUUCGGGAGUUACACAAUGAUGGAACUUGACACCAACAUUGUUGUGGACAUACAGCUGGUUCAGAGUAAUGAAGUGGGAGGCAGUUACCACAUGGAAAAAGAAGGUUUGCAGAGGAGCGUUGCUCUGUUGAAAGAUUAUGGUGUGAGACUGGAGUGCAUUGUCACCGAUCGCCACCCACAAAUACAGAAAUACCUCAGAGAAUGUAACAUCACCCAGUUCUACGGCGUCUGGCACCUAGAAAAAGGGAUUACAAAAAAACUUGACAACAUAGCGAAGUCCAAAGAAUGUGAAAAAAUAAGAAAAUGGAUGCGAAGCAUAAAAAACCACAUAUACUGGACUGCUGCAUCUUCAAGCACUGCACAGGAAAGAGUGGCUAAGUGGACCUCGAUUCUCAACCACGUCAGGGACAUUCACACACACGAGGAUACAAAUUUUCCCUCUUGUCUCCAUGAUCAAAGGCAAAGCAGAGACUGUAACAAAUGGCUAGUUGCCGAAACUCCAGCUUUCUACAAGCUGCAAAAAGUCCUGAAUAACAAGAGAAUAUUGAAGGAUGUCAUGAAACUUAGUCCACAUCACCAAACUUCAAACUGGGAGUCAUUCCACAGUGUGAUCCAACGUUUUGCCCCCAAAAAUGUGGUCUUCCCAUUUCUUGGAAUGUUAUGCAGACUGUACCUCGCUGCAUUUCACUACAAUGAAAAUGCUGGACGUCCACAAGUCACAUCAACGACAGAAGAACCACUAUAUCGAGUAAGCUUUCCAAAGGCUAAAAGAGGACAAUGCACAGUCAAACCAGUCAAGACACCACCAACAUUCAGGUACCUGGAUGAUCUGCAGGACCUAAUAAUACACAAAGUAUUUGAGAAUCCAACACCAUACAUGGAUGAGGUAUUGAAGAUACCAAUACCACCAGACCUGUGUGCGGGGUAUGAGCGGCCAGACAAGGAGGAGCUCAUCUCAAGAAUAGUGUCCAGGUUUAAUCAAGCCCAGGUCUGAAACCAACAUAGCUGCCCUGGGCAUCUGGGAACUCCCGGCGAAUCCUCAGCACCACACAGGCUGGAAUGACUACAUGUAUGUAUCGUCCAAGGAAACCCCAACACCAGCUCACAAAACUGCGAUAAGCAAGAUAUCUGUAACGACUUCAACAAUGACAUGAUUAUAAUAAACAUAUAUAUAUUUCUGUAUUGUAUGUAUAAAGUAUUUACACUUUAAUUACAGAGUAUAGUUCAAUGACAUACUGUAAAUAAAUACUUUUUGAAUAAAGUCAUCUGAAUUUUA
Molecule: messenger RNA, 3078 nt
Organism: Triplophysa rosa
Lineage: Eukaryota; Metazoa; Chordata; Actinopteri; Cypriniformes; Nemacheilidae
Exons: 11
Coding region: 1396-2796 (466 amino acids)
Source: RefSeq, a predicted model, not a curated record